CUGGCGGUCACUGUGACUUUUGACUUUGGCGGGUUUUCGCCUUUUUUUGUUGAUGUUGAUUAGCUAGUAUGUUACUUUCUGAAUCCAGAGCCAAUCUUUUCGACUCUUUCAAAGCUGAUUCUCCAGAUGAUGAGUUCAGCAAACCGAAAAGAUGUUUGAAGUCGGGAUCAAGCCCUCAUAAGUCAUUGAAUAUGAUUAUUUUGGAAGAUGAAAAUGAUGAUGAUGACGAACGUUUGGCUCGACGAAAGUCACGUUUACUUGAGCCUCAUCCCGCUAGUGUUAAUAGUCCAGGUGCUAGCUCUACUGCAGCUAGACGACGCGCAGAUGCCGCAGCUCCACGUGGUAUACCUCAGGCACAAAUUGGUGAACAUUAUGGCAAUUGUAUUCGACUAGCUGCGGAAAAUAAAAUCACGGCCAAAAAUGCUUUUAACUUACAUCUGAUCGAUUACAUGAGUGAAAUGAUAAAAAAGGAGGACUUCGCAAGCUUCCAGAUUGCCAGCUCAUCGUUGGAUGCUGGAGCAAAAAUAUACGCAGGUCGUGUUGAUGCUGUACAUCAAGAAACGUAUCAGGUGCUUACUGGACUUGGUCGCUCAGGCAAUCCUCAAAAUGGAGAGAAUGAGAGUAAUGCCGAUAAUGUUGAUGAUGACGAUAAGACUCAUUCACAUUCUAAACCAGAGCAAAAAAAGAAAACUGCUUCACAUCGAGAUAUUAUCCAUAAACAACUAAAUAAGAUUCGAAUUAAAACACUAGCUGAUAAGAUUGAUGUUGACCCUUUGUUUCAACAUCAAACAGCUGCCUACGAUGAGGGGGGUACUGCUGAACUAAGAUUAAACCAGCUUUCCACUGCUAAUGCUUCAUGUGAAUUGAUUUUAGACUCAUCAACUCCUGUUAUGCUCCGUACGUUGACCACCACUCAACCAAUAACUCCUAUGAAUGUUACAAAUGUUACUGAAUUUUUGUCUUCAAUGCUUGCAAGAUCACUAAAUCAACUAUCUAUAUGCUCUACGUUGCAAAGCUUUCGCUUUACCGAUUGGGAUCUAAACAAGAACAGUUUUGAUUCAAAUAGCCAAAUGAACUGGGAUACAAAUUCAAAACCUAUUAAUUUGUUUAAUCAAGACAAUAAUGAUGAUGGUGAUGACAAUGGAUUCAAUCCUCUUCCAGUUCAGGAUGAUAGUUUUUGUGACAAUAUUCAUGAAGACAUAAACUUGGACCCAGUGUGUGAAACUGGAAUGCAAGUUGAGGUGAAUGGUUCAUCAGCAGAAGCUGUAAAUAAUAAUAUUGGAUCUGAUAAUCUGUUGGCUAAUAUUCCCGUUACCGAAAAUACUACCGCUACUAAUACUAAUACUACUACUACUACAGCAGAUGGUGAAUUAUUUGUAUCCUGUUUAAAAAAUAUGCUGGAUAAACAGUAUGAACAUUUUGGAAAAUUAAAUGAUCAUCUGUUGGGUAUGUGGGCAGGACCUGAACAUUGGCGUAAAAAAGCUAAAAGACCGAAGUUGGAUGGUACAGUUAAAUUAAAUGAAGACAACCCUGAGAAAAAUUUUGAACAUGGACUAGGUGAAAGUGAAACGGGGAUUGUUGACAAGGUAAUAAACAGUCGAAAGAUGACCAAGUCGAAAAGAGAUAAAGCGCAAAAAAUCUGUUAUGCUGAAACGAUUAAACCGAGCGAGAAUCGAACAAGGAGUGGUAGAUUGUCCAGACGAGAUUGGCUCAAAAAUGUUCUAUCAUCUGGUGUAGAAAACAGUACUGCAUCCAACUCGACGAUAUUUAAGGAAACCUACAGGCAGAAAGCCAAUCGUCAAAUGAACAUGCUCCCUUCAGAAUGGUCUGAUUCUCGCCAAACUUUAUAUCAACUUGUUAAUCGAGAUGUAAUUCUGCGUCCGAAUAUUCUCCCUGAUGGUAGAAAUCUCACAAACUGUAAUAACAUUACAAGUGAGAACGCAGACUAUAUGGUUGGAACUAAUGAAUUAUGUGCAGUUCUAACUGUUGGUAGCUCAGAACGACCUGUUGACAAUGAGUAUGAAGAUGCUGACGGCGGACUCGACCAGUUGAGGAACCAUCAAGAUGACGACGACGAUGAUGAUGACGCAAUAAUCCCAUUCGAAUGUGCCUUUACACAAAACGCUGGGUAUAAUGAUGGUGAAUUGACUGAUAUAGAAUUAAUUUCACAACCAAAUAAAGUGGCUCGCAUUGAAAUUGGUUACGCUCGAACUGCGAAAAUGAUUAACGUUCAACGGUUAAAGUGUGCUAUGUGGGGAUUCCUCGAACAUACAGUUCCUCACGUUGGUUUAAAUAUUCCAUCUCAGUCACCAUUAUCUGUUGCUUCUACAGCCUCAGCUCCUGAUACUAAUAGUUUAGUGGACGAUCCAACAUCACUCAAUGUAAACGAAAACCAAAAACAAUACCCGAUGAAUGAGGACGUUAUUGAGUCGGACAGUGGAAGAGCAUCAUGUCUACCUAAAGUUCACGGUGCUCGAGGUUUCUCAGAAGUUAUUGACAACUUAUCAGGUCGUAUAAGUUGGCAAAUGGCUAAAGAACUUAGUAUAUCAAUUGCUUUAAAUUGUCUUUUGCAUUUGUCUAAUGAGAAACAAUUAUAUCUAGAAAAUGUAGACAGUUUUUCAGAUAUAUACAUCUCUCAAGGUUUGCCUUCAUUUGAAUUGAAACAUCUUGAGACUUACACUAAUAUAUGUGAUAAUAAUGCUAUUCAUCAUGGCGAUAUAAUAUCUGGUAAUAAACCAAAGUUGAACAAUCAAAAACGUAAUAAAACUCGACAUAUACGUCCGUCUACACUGGAUUCAUGGCUUAUCGAAAAUGAUUAAGGAUCGUUGGUUAAUAAUUUGUUAAAUUAUGCAAAUAAUAUUAUUGUAUAAAGAUGAAUAUAUUUUGUAUUCUUUCAAAUUAGAUCAAAGAUGUAUUAUAUGUUUUGAGGUUUUCAUUUUUUGUGUGUAGUAAUUAUAUAUAUAUAUAUAUUCCCUGUAUAUAUAAGAUAUUUUCCCCGUAAAUUUGUCUAUAUUCUUAUGUAAUAUUCAAUUACAUACCAUUUCAUUAUCAUUAAAACAUCUUGAUGACUAACUUUGUCAUUUGAAGUUCCCGAUUUUACACCUUGUUGUUAUGAUAAUCUAAACUUUUUUGUUCGUCUUUCUUCUUCAUUAUUCAUAUGGUCAUUUUUUUGUGUACACAUACCCCAAUACAACCGUACUUUAUACUGUCUAUUGAUUAAUGACAUUAACUCUACUUAAUCCUAUUCCGAUUCAUACUAUACUUAGUCUUAUGUCUGGAUUCCUACUGUGUAAUAUUAUACGUCAUUAUGUUAUCCUUGUUAUAUUAUUUGUCUUCGAACUACACAUGUUAUUAUACGUAUAUGUGCUUGCUUAAGUUAAAUGUUAUUCUGUACACAGACAAUCCUUUUCAUCGUUACUUUUCAUUUGUUCAAAUGAAUUGGCAGUGUUCCGAAUUUGUUUUAUAAUUUACCUUCUAUUUUUUUAAUAAAAUAUACUUUAUUUUAUUUCUUUAUUGUUAAAAUGAAAGAAAGUGCUAUUCUAUUCCUUAAAUUUAGUAAUUGUGUUCAUUUUUAUUUGAAGGUUACUUAAAUACUUGUUUGUUUAUUUGUUUGUUUGCGUUCGCCGAUUGUUUGAAAUAAUACAACUUGUACAUUUUAUUGUUAUAUUAAGGAGGUACUUUGUAUGUAAUCAACACGUUGCAUAAUAGUUUUAGAAAAUUCCGCCUCAUUGCAUAAAUGUAAUCAUCAUGGAUAGUUUAAUUAGUAACUAGAUAUUUAGGAAUUUAAACGGUGUUAUCAUAUUCAGGUCUUAAAAAGAGAAUCACAAAUCCAAUGUCGCUUUAGCUACUCAGUUACAUGUACCACCGUGAACAUUUAGUCAUUCAAAAACAGUACUAGUCCGUAACAUGAUAGCUUACAAAGCGGUUUUUUGGACAUCUGUUACUGUUAAAAUAUUCAUCAUUUCCUAAUAAGUAUUAAUUCUUUGGAUGGUAUAUGACUAAUCAUUUCGAUCGUCAACUAUAAUUAUUGUUUUUGAUCCGAACAAGGUAACGAAUUCGGAUACUAGUUUUGUUCGGCAUAAGGGUUUCAUUACUCUGCCGAAAAUCCUUAAUAAUCAGUGAAAUAUCUGUAAUAAUUUCCAACUAAUAAUACUAUUUUCAAAACAUGUAAUUUGUUUGAUAACAAUAUAAUUAUGUUGACAUACGUAUAAACGCUCAAAACACCUGGAAAAUAAAUCUAGUAUUAUUC
Molecule: messenger RNA, 4249 nt
Organism: Schistosoma curassoni
Lineage: Eukaryota; Metazoa; Platyhelminthes; Trematoda; Strigeidida; Schistosomatidae
Source: the annotation of a GenBank genome assembly